Kwoniella botswanensis is the source of this 753-nucleotide messenger RNA. RefSeq lists its product as uncharacterized. The record is from RefSeq and is a predicted model, not a curated record. The coding region runs from base 1 to 753 and encodes 250 amino acids. NCBI's taxonomy places the organism in Eukaryota, Fungi, Basidiomycota, Tremellomycetes, Tremellales, Cryptococcaceae. The transcript has a single exon.
AUGUCCUCUUCCAAUCCCACUUCAACUUCCAUUUCCACAUCAAUCCCAUUCAAUCACAAUGGUCGUCUCCUCACCUUGAUUCCAGGUAAACCACUUCUAUACUACGCCCUGAACAAAUCCCGCUCUCCUGGACCAUUCCGACCUGGACCCCCAGGCGAAGACGAAGGAGAUCUAGAUCCAAAUGCCGAGUCUCACGUAAUUUUCCGUUCUUCGUCGGGCUUCUCUGAGGAUCGUCACGGCCGAGACCAAGAAGGACAAGAAGAAGAACCAGAUUGGCUAGAUCCCCCUGAAGGCUUUGAUCUUAAUGGUUACAUCAACGAAGAUGGACAAGGGCAUGGAAGGAUCGAUUUCGGUUGGGCUUUAGAUGGCAUACCCACUUACAAUCCUAACACUGGGAACGACAAUAAUCUAUCGGACGAUUCCUUGAAGCUGGUCCAUGAGGUAAUUCAGGUCAACCAGGGGCUGGGGAUAAACAAUUUCGGAACGAGCUUGCUGUGGGUGGGGUUGUCCAAUAAAUUGCCAACAAUUUCACACGAGCAUCAUACCGUUGGGUAUAACCCAUUUCUGUCGAGCGCACAUUCACCAGUCGUAAUGCAGGAGGGAGCGAGAUAUCUUGGAACGUGUAUACCACCACAAUCACAGGGGAGCAUAGGUGGUAUCAGUACAUCGACAAAUAACGGUACGAGCUCAUCGAGUGAAGGCACCACCGGGUUUGAAGGAAUAGUAGAAGAGGCAACAGCCAACAGGCCAUGA